Molecule: messenger RNA, 732 nt
Organism: Fusarium venenatum
Lineage: Eukaryota; Fungi; Ascomycota; Sordariomycetes; Hypocreales; Nectriaceae
Product: oxidoreductase
Molecular function (GO): oxidoreductase activity
Source: RefSeq, a predicted model, not a curated record
AUGACCUCUGUCCACGGGAAAACAUUCCUCAUCACCGGUGGUGCUUCGGGCAUCGGCCUGGCAACCACGUCAGCUCUGCUCGACGCGGGUGCACAGGUAGCGGUUUGUGACAUCAGUCAGGAAGGGUUAUCGAACUUUCUCAACUCUCUCGAGCACAACCAACACAGCAGAGCAUUUGCCCAAAGAGUUGAUAUUACCGACCGAGAAUCUGUCAAGGCAUUUUUCCAAGAAGCCAAAGAUAGGUUUGGCAAAAUCGAUGGUUGUGCCAACGUUGCAGGAACAGCAGGACGGAGACUGGGCCAUGAACAGAUCUGGGAAGUUGACAACAAGCAGUAUGAUUUUGUCAUGGAUAUCAACGUUCGAGGCCUCUUCAAUGUGCUGGUAGAAGUAAUGAAACCUGGUUUCUUAGAGGAGCCAGGUACCUUUGUGCAUGUGUCUAGCAUGUACGGCCAGCGGGGAUUUCCAAAAGGAAGCAUAUACAGUGCCAGCAAGCACGCUGGAAUUGGCUUAGUCAAGAGUGUUGCAAUAGAAGUAGGCAAGCGAGGGAUCCGUGCGAAUAUCGUGACGCCGGGCCCGAUUGAUACACCUAUGCUCCAGAUGAAUCAGGAACAUAGAGGUGAAGGAACGGCUCCAGACGUUCCAUUAGGAAGGCUUAGCAAGUCGUCCGAAGUUGCGAAUGCAGUGCUCUUCCUUCUGAGUCCAUCUUCAAGCUAUGUUACGAGAGCCACCUAG